Messenger RNA from Thelazia callipaeda (thelaziosis nematode), 396 nucleotides. The record is from the annotation of a GenBank genome assembly. NCBI's taxonomy places the organism in Eukaryota, Metazoa, Nematoda, Chromadorea, Rhabditida, Thelaziidae.
GGUUCAAAUGUUGAGAAGGCAUUUCUUUUUGAUGUAGCUAGCAAAAUAUACAUUGCGACUGACUCUUCACCGGUUGAUGUGGCAACAUAUGAGCUUUGUUGCGACAUGAUUGAUGUAACCAUCGAUAUUUCUUCUAUAUAUGGAUGUACAGGUGGGCGAAGCACAGCAUUUGAUUCUCAGUCAUCAGCGGUUAUUCAUUUACGAACAGAUCAAGUUCUAUUUCUUCGACAAGUAAAUAUGUUCCUUGCUCUUGUUUGUAUAAUACGUUCUGAGAAUUUUGAAAAGCAAGGUCUCAUCGAUUAUAACUUUCAGUGUUUUAAAGAGGCUACUGAACGUGUAUUUCAAAUACGCAAUAGACUGAAACCGAAGAUCGAAAAUUACGAUUCUGCAUCUUAA